UUCAUGAAAGGGAGUGAGUCUGUGGACAUGGAGGUGAUGCUGAAUGCAGUGCAGGCACAGAGCCAGGGAGAGACAGAGAGGAUCCUCCUCAGACAGAGCCCUAUGCCCUGGGAGACUCACAGCUUCUAUGAUGGCAGAGAUCUCCACAAGAGCGAGGUAAUCCUGGUGCAGGUGAACCCAGGUGAGGCCUUCACUAUACGGCGAGAGGAUGGUCAGUUUCAGUGUAUCACAGGCCCUGCUCAGGUUCCCAUGAUGUCCCCUAAUGGUUCAGUGCCUCCAAUAUAUGUUCCUCCUGGAUACGUUUCACAGAUCAUAGAGGAGAAUGGAGUUCGACGUGUUCUGGUCUUACCUCAGCAGCCAGAGUUCCACCCUGGGGGCCACUCCCCCCUGCACCACCCCCCUCCUCCACCCCACGCCCACCUGCCCGCCUUCAUCCCCCACCCCGCCAUGUUGCCCCCCCCACCCCACCUCUACACAGGCAUGGCGGGGGACAUGAGCUCCCAGUAUAUACCACAGUACCACCCGGCACACAUUUACUCAGAGCAGGUCUCGGCAGAUUCUCAUUCCCCACACGGACGCCCGCCGCCGUUCGUUCACCGCGACGAAAGGGCCAGCAAGACCUACGAGCGUCUGCAGAAGAAGCUCAAGGAGCGGCAAGGUGGAGAGAGAGGAGGAGGAGGUCAGAUGAAGGACAGCCCCCCUCCCUCGCCACAGAAGAGUCGAAGCAGCCCCCCCUCCAUGGACAGUAUCUACAAUGGAGUGGUUGGAGGAGGGAAGGGGCUGGAGGCUGAACUGGGACAGGGACAGACCAGCACCACCGCCAAGCAGAUGGAGAAAGAACCUGGAGACAUGGAUAAAGAGGCUCAGCUCCUACAGGCCCUGUUGAACACUGUCAGUAAACCAGUGGUGACAGACAUCCAGGCCAAAGGGGCAGUGUUGAGCUGGGUGGCCCCCAGCAGGGCAGAGGGAGAGGGGGUCAGCCAAUCCCCGGAGCCUCUCAGUUACGAUGUGUCCAUCUCCUACAGCGGCAAGGACGGGAAGUACACCAGCAUGUACAGUGGUGAACAACUAAGUGUAACUUUAGAAGACCUGAGGCCAGCAACAGACUACCACGUCAGGGUCGUGUGUUCAGGGCAGUGUUUACGUGGCACUCCGUCGGAGGCAGUAGCCUUCACCACUCGGAGCUGCGAACCAGACCCCCCCGGCCCCCCCAGAAAGGCCAGUGGCUCCAAGAGCAGCACCCUCGUCCUUCAGUGGAAGGCCCCGUGUGACAACGGCUCCAAAAUCCAGAACUACACGCUCCAGUGGGACGAGGGGAAGGGGACCGGGGGUUAUGAGCAGUGUUACUAUGGACCUCAGAAGCAGUAUCGGGUCACCAAGCUCUCUCCAGCUUCAAGAUACUCCUUCCGCCUCGCAGCCAAAAACGACAUGGGUACAAGUGAGUUCUCUGAGACAGUGGACCUGUAUACCUCGUGCAGCGUACCCUCCCCGCCCCUCCCUCCAGAGCUGGUGAAGGCAGGGGUGACCUGGUUGUGUCUGACCUGGCAGAGACCAUCCACUUCCCCCAAGGAGGACGAUAUCUUCUACAGCCUGGAGAUGGAUGAGGACGAGGUACGGGGUUAUGGCUUCCAACCCAGCUAUGAUGGUGAUGAGCUAUUGACUGAGAACCUGCACAGGAGCACCACGUCAAUGUUCAGGGUGGCAGCCUACAACACUGAGGGAAAGAGUAACCCCAGUCAGGUGGCAGAGUUCACUACCUGUCCAGACAGACCAGGAGGACCAUGUAGACCUGUCAUCAAAGGCAGGGUACUGCCCAAUUCCUUCAGACUGGCAUGGGAACCUCCUAAAGAUAAUGGAGGGGCGGAAGUAACCAAAUACGUGGUGGAGAUAUCUGAGGGACUAAGCGGUGUGUCGUGGGAGCUGGCGUACAGUGGUCCAGCCAUGGAACAUGUGUGUGAGGGGCUGAAGCCAGGCCACUCCUACCAGACCAGAGUUUACUGCAUGAGUGAGGGGGGGCAAAGCCCACUGUCAGAGACUCUGCAGAUCCAGACUCCCGCGGUGCCCCCGGGGCAGUGCCAGCCGCCCCGCGUGGUGGGCAAGCCCAAGGCCAGAGAGGUGCAGCUACGUUGGGGACCGCCGUGUGUGGGGGGUGGCAGCCCGGUGUCGGUCUACAGUGUGGAGGUGUGUGGCGCUGGUCCUCAGGGGUCAACGGGUCAAGAGGAGGUCAGGGAGGUGUACCAAGGUUCGGAGGUCGACUGCACCGUGGGUAGUCUGCUGCCGGGACGGACGUACAGCUUCCGCCUUCGGGCCGCCAACAAGGCUGGGUACGGACCCCUGUCAGAGCAUUGUGAGGUGACCAUGGGCCCCGGGGCUCCAGAGCCCUGCAAGGCCCCUCACAUCACCUGCAAGUCCCCUACUGUGGCUGUGGUCAGCUGGGAGGCUCCAGCAUGUAACGGGGGGGUCGUCUCAGAGUACCGUGUGGAGUGGGGGGCAGCGGAGGGCACCAUGCAGGUGUGUUUCAGCGGUGCCAGCCUCGCCCACGAGGUCAAGGGACUGCUGCCCGCCACCAACUACUUCUGCCGGGUUCAGGCUGAGACAGGGCUGGCAGCGUCCAUGCCCUCAAACAGGAAGGAUAUAACCACACUCCACUUUGACCAUGAGGAAGAGGAGGAGGAGGAGGAGGAAGAUGGACCCCCCACGCCUCCUCUCUACUCCCCCUCCACUUGUCUAGAGUUUGCUGUUGGUUGGGAGCCGCCGUGCGACCACGGGGCUGAGAUCACCUCCUACCUCAUAGACCUGGGAGAGAGACAGUCCAUCUCUGUCGGACCAGUCACCAAGUACAUCAUUCAGCAUCUGCAACCGGACACCAGCUACAGGAUUCGCAUCCAGGCUCUGAACAACCUCGGCUCAGGUCCGUUUAGCCACACCUUUAAGUUGAAGACCAAACCUCUCCCUCCCCAGCCCCCCCGGCUAGAGUGUACUGCGUUCAGCCACCAGACCCUCAGGCUGAAGUGGGGUGACGGACCGGCCAAGGCCACGCCCUCAGACGCCCUCCAGUACCAGCUGCAGACGGAGGACAAGAGAGGCAGGUUUGUCUCCUUGUACAGAGGGCCCUGCCACACUCACAAAGUCCAGCGACUCAAUGAGUGUACCUCGUACAUGUUCCGCAUCCAGGCCUUCAACGAGGCGGGCCAAGGUCCCUUCUCCACGGUUUACACCUUCACCACCCCCGCUCGCCCCCCGCCCCUAUUAAAGGUACCUCCCAGAGUGGAGCGUGUGGAGGACAUGUCUUCAGUCUGUGAGGUGAGCUGGGAGCCCCUGCUGCCCAUGAAGGGAGACCCCAUCAUCUACACGGUGCAAAGCAUGAUGGGUAACUCUGAGUACAAACAGGUGUAUAAAGGUUCUGCUACGACCUACCAGAUGCCCGGGCUGCAGCCCAACAGUGAGUACCGCUUCAGGGUGUGUGCCAUCCGCCAGUGCCAGGAUGCUCCAGAGCUGAGUGGUCCCUACAGCCCCACGGUGACGCUCUCCCCCCAGCGCAGUGAGCUGUCAGCGGGCAGUGUGAGCAGUGUGGGCCCCCGGGCUGGAGCUGACCCCGCCAGGCCCUUAACAGAUGAGCAGUGGGCUGCUCUCAUCAUCAUGCUCUGUGCAGUCAUCUCCAUCCUCAUCGCUUUCAUCAUCCAGUACUUUGUUAUCAAGUGAGCUUGUAUCUCCCUUGUCCUUCUCCUCCGCCUCCUCCUCCCCAGUUCCUCCCUUCCUUCUCCUCCGUCUCCUCCUCCCCAGUUCCUCCCUUCCUUCUCCUCCGUCUCCUCCUCCCCAGUUCCUCCCUUCCUCUCC
Messenger RNA from Oncorhynchus gorbuscha (pink salmon), 3837 nucleotides. RefSeq names its product fibronectin type III domain containing 3A (gene fndc3a). NCBI's taxonomy places the organism in Eukaryota, Metazoa, Chordata, Actinopteri, Salmoniformes, Salmonidae. The record is from RefSeq and is a predicted model, not a curated record. Gene Ontology annotation, molecular function: protein binding.